Rhineura floridana is the source of this 1740-nucleotide messenger RNA. It is a transcript of the gene STX1B, whose product is annotated as syntaxin 1B. NCBI's taxonomy places the organism in Eukaryota, Metazoa, Chordata, Lepidosauria, Squamata, Rhineuridae. Gene Ontology annotation, cellular component: endomembrane system; SNARE complex; plasma membrane. Gene Ontology annotation, molecular function: SNAP receptor activity; SNARE binding. The record is from RefSeq and is a predicted model, not a curated record. Bases 806 to 1630 code for a protein of 274 amino acids. Gene Ontology annotation, biological process: intracellular protein transport; exocytic insertion of neurotransmitter receptor to postsynaptic membrane; vesicle fusion. The transcript has 15 exons.
AAACCAUGGGUCCAUCUAGCUCAGUAUCGUCUACACUGACUGGCAGCAGCUCUCCAGGGCCUCUCCCAGCCCUACCUGAAGCUGUGGAUUGAAUCCGGGACCUCCUGCAUGCAAAGCAGAUGCUCUACCACUGAGAUUAUACCUGAAGAGAUAAGUUGUUGGUGCUUACAAUGACUGUGGCAGCAAAAAUUACCGGGGCCAGAAGGCGGAAAGUGGUGCAGCCGCCUGUUAAAAAUGAGUGGCAAUUAUGGAUAAGCUAACUGACAAGGAAUGGAUUCUCAAGAGUUUUAUUUCAAAGGUGGCCUUGAAAAUGGAAAUGGACUGCCUUUAAGUUGAUCCCGACUUCUGGCUACCCUAUGAACAGGGUUUUCACGCCCUGUGGAUUACAAACAAUGUCAUAUCCCAGGCAAAAGGAUCCAGGGCUAGAAAUCUGGAGGAGUGUCAGAAUCGGAACCACAAAAGAGACAACUGCGGCAGUGCUGCAUUCUGUCAUGCGGCCAGAGACACAUCCAUGACUGGGACACUCAUCAACCAGAGGACAGUACUGCACACACACAUGGCCACACAUACCAGCAAUACAGGUCCUUUGAGCAUCUUUUUCCUCCCAGCCUGGCUGAGCAGGGAAGCUCAGUUUAUUCCAUUACUGCAAUUACCAGUAACCAGCCCUCCCUCCCUCCGUCCCCGCAGCUUUCUCCUCUGCCCCAGAGAAGAGGGGUCCUCGCCAGCCACCGUGUCUGUCUGCUGUGCCACAGGGAGGGUGGGGGAGAAAGCCCACUGAGGACCCGCAGCGUCGCGAGGAAGCGCAAUGAAGGAUCGCACCCAGGAGUUGAGAAGUGCCAAAGACAGCGACGAUGAGGAAGAGGUGGUGCACGUGGACCGAGACCAUUUUAUGGAUGAGUUCUUCGAACAGGUGGAAGAGAUCCGUGGCUGCAUUGAAAAGCUCUCAGAAGAUGUGGAGCUAGUGAAGAAGCAGCACAGCGCCAUCUUGGCUGCCCCCAAUCCAGACGAGAAAACCAAGCAGGAACUGGAGGAUCUCACAGCUGACAUCAAGAAGACUGCCAACAAGGUGCGCUCCAAGUUGAAAGCAAUUGAGCAAGGGAUUGAGCAGGAAGAGGUACAGAACCGAUCCUCAGCUGACUUGCGGAUCCGGAAAACACAGCACUCGACCCUCUCCCGCAAGUUUGUGGAGGUGAUGACGGAAUACAACACAACCCAGUCCAAAUAUCGAGACAGAUGCAAGGACCGUAUCCAGAGGCAGCUGGAGAUAACUGGCAGGACAACCACCAACGAGGAGUUAGAAGACAUGCUGGAGAGCGGAAAGUUGGCGAUUUUCACCGAUGACAUCAAAAUGGACUCACAAAUGACAAAGCAGGCCCUGAACGAGAUCGAAACCCGGCACAACGAGAUCAUCAAACUGGAAACCAGUAUCCGGGAGCUUCAUGACAUGUUUGUGGACAUGGCUAUGUUGGUGGAGAGCCAGGGGGAGAUGAUUGACCGCAUUGAAUACAAUGUUGAGCACUCUGUUGAUUACGUGGAAAGAGCCGUCUCUGACACCAAGAAAGCUGUAAAAUACCAGAGCAAGGCUCGGAGGGUCCCAGCCAUGGAUGUCUCCGGCUUCAACACACUUUGAAUAUGGAGAAGUCAAGGAGAAUACCGAGUGACACCCACACUGGGAUGAGCAGCCAGAAGCGGUGAUAAAAGUGGGGAAGACCUUCAGAAAACUGCCCAGUGCUCUUGGUU